AUGCUUAAGGAAGAUUACAUUGAUGACAAGAAGUUACCUGCACAGCAUGUCGUAAAAGAUAACUGUUCCGAGGCAGAUAUUUCCCUAUCUGUUUGUACGCCAUCUGAUCUGAAACCCCUAGCUGAUUCAUCCAAUUUUGAUGAUAAACAUAAAGACCAACGUACAUCACCGUUCAGAAGUAUGAAAUAUGAAAGUAUUAGCAGAGCAGUUUGUGAAAGUCCUUCUAAACUUGUGAUUAAAAACUGUGAAACUGAAAGUCUGCAUCAUUUAUUCCCAGACGACAUAAAUACAGCCGCUGAAGUUACCGACAAUUUUGAAUCUGAACCUAGUAGUGUUGGUUCGGACCUAUUUCCUGACUCUCGAACAGCAGAUUUACCCCUAGUUAACUUAGUCAAAUUAAACCAGGAAACCAAUCAAAAGGAUUUGCUUCCAUUCGAAAUCACAUCACCACAACUUGAAAACAAAGUACAACACUCCACUUCUGAUCAUCUUUCAACAGAUACCAUUUUUAAAUCUUUGUCAUCAGCCGGUGACGCUAAUGAUACCCUUUCGACUUGUGAAUUACUUCAGGGAGAAAUCUCAUACGACCUUCCCAGUUGUGAACCUGUAAAACAUAUUUUGGAUAAUAAAGACUUGAAAAACAAUGACAUUAAUCUAUCUGAUAAUUUCCUACUUCACAAACAGAUUGAAACGUUAACAUGUAAACUUCUGGCUACACAAGAUCAAGUUGAUCGGCUUUUAGAAGAGAAACGUAUAUGGAUCGGAACCACUCAGCAUGCUAACGGGGUUAAAGAAAGCAAUCAAGUAACCCCAGGUGAACUGCGUGGGAGGUGGAUUCAGGCAAAAAACUUAGCGGAAACUUAUAAGCGAGAGAAAGAGGCUGUGGUUAUUAAAUAUGCUCAGAGUGAACAGAAACGAAUGCAGUUAGAACAACAAGUUCAUAGUCUUGAGUGUAAAAUAAGCCGUAUAAUUAACUCGAAUAAUUUAGAACAACAACACCAACGGCAAGCAGCAAAUGAAAAUGAACACAUCGAUGUUAACGACAAAUCUUCCCCGAAGAAGCAAGCUCGUAAAGCGUCAACACAGAGAAAUGAUUCACAUGAAAAAUCCAAUGUGGGACAUCUUCAAAAGGAUUUAACUUCAGCUCGUGAACGAAUUGAUACUCUGCUUAAAAACAAUCAACUGAUGAUUCAAGAAUCACUUAAAACUGAACAAAAGAAAUCUUCAUCUUUAAAUGAAAAUUUGAAUCGUGUUAAUAAAGCUUUGGAAAAUGCAUUAAAGCAAGCAAAGGAAGCUGAACGUCUUCGUGAGCGUGAAGCAGAACGUCUGUGCUCAGAGGUUGCACUUCAAGAAGCUCAAACAAAUUUAAAACAGCUCAAAAUUGAAAACGAUGCUCUUAAACAAAAAGUAAUGGAUUUAGAAAGUGUUAAGUGUGAUUUUGAAAAGUCUCAAUCUCGUAUUGAUGAACUUACCAGCGAGUUAUCAUCCGCUGGUGAUAUGAAAUUAGAAUUACAAUCAUGUAAAGGUCGUGUUGAUCAGUUGUCAGAUUUUACACGUCGUUUAACUGAACGUCAUGCAAAUUUACAAGCUGAACAUUUGGUCACACUCAACUCACUUGAAGAUACUAGAAAUUUGUUGGUCAAAAAAGACGAAGAGAUUGUACAACUAAAGGAGAAGUAUGAAAGUGAACGUAAUGACUUGGAAGUGAAAAUGAAUACACUACAAAGGAAAUUCAAUGAUUUGUCUGUUGAGCUUAAUCAGCUCAGUGACUCCGAGAAUCUUCUUAGAAUUCAACUGAAAGAAGAAAAACAACGUGCUACAACCAUUCACAAACGUGAUGCUGCACGAAUAAAAGAUAUAACUAGAGAAGUGACACGUUUAUUAUAUCAUUAUAAUAAGGUUAAUCAACUAGAAUGUUGUCAUCGUAUUGCCAGUUCUCAGUCUACAGAUUUACAUGAUGACUUAAAUUCCACUUCAAAAUCAUUUACAAAUUCAUUAAAUGGUUCAUUGAAAUCUUUAGAUCUAAAUCAAAUUCCAGCAGAGAUUGAGGAUGAUAAGGUUGCAAGCCCUUCGUCUGUAGCACAUAGAUUGGUAACUGGUCGGUGUAAUUCUCCAUCAUCAUCAGAAUCAAAUAAUAGCAAUCACGAUGACAGAAAUUGUGAAGAGGCACUCGAUGAAACUUCAGUUAAUCUCAAGUGUUCAGAACUGAAGUUAACGGAUAAACUUGAAUUUUUCCAAGAACACUGUUAUCAACUAACAGAAGAAAUAAACAAAAAGAGUAGAAUUAUCCAGAGUCUUCUGCUUUCAACAAACAAAUGGUGUGAAUCAAUAACUUCAUUCAUUAGUGAUAAUAAUCAAAACAAGAAAACUCAGACUAUGAAUUAUAAACAAAAUUCAAUCAUAUCUUCGUUGACUGGUAGUAGUAUUAAAACAACUAAAGUUACACAUUCAGAGAUUUAUCACCUUGAAAAUAAUAAGAAACUUCAAAAUUUGCUGGAGGAUGCAAUAUUCAAGAAUAUUUCAUUGAAAGAAAAUCUAAAUACAAUGGGAUUAGAAAUAUCAAGUCUACGCUUAAAUCAUGAACGUAUAUUGAAUUCUCUUUGUCAAGAGUGUAAGAUAACAAAUCAGACUCUGCAUAAAACACUGACAAAAUCAAAUCAAGUACAUGAAUCAAGUAGUCAUUCAGUGAAUAUGAAUUCUGAACCACCAGUAUUUCAGAAUGGUGGUGUAAGCGCAUAA
Messenger RNA from Heterobilharzia americana, 2739 nucleotides. The record is from the annotation of a GenBank genome assembly. NCBI's taxonomy places the organism in Eukaryota, Metazoa, Platyhelminthes, Trematoda, Strigeidida, Schistosomatidae.